AUGAACAACGACGAGGUCGCUAUUGUUAACAAGGUUGACUCUGUCGAGCAGGAUUGCAAGAACGACUCUGUGAUUUCCUCCACCAGCAUGGAAUCCAUCACCAUAGACAAGUUGUCUCUCCUUACUCUACCGGCGGAGGUUCGCAACAGCAUCUUCUCCAUGGUCAUCGAUGACAUCCACAGAAUCGAACAUCAUUGUCAGCGUCCAGUUGGCGAGUACAGUCUGUCCCAGCAGCCCGCGCUCGCCAGGGCCAACCGGCAGCUCCGCCACGAGGUCCUCCCCAUGUUCAUUUACAAGAAGAAGAGCUUCGGCAUCCGCAUCCACCCCAAGACGCACGGCGAGGCUGAAGAAGUCUGGAACAAGUUCCUCAAUCACUUCGGCGCCCUCACCACCGGCAUCAACGGCAUCUCUCACCUCUCGCUCGUCGAGAACCUCGAAGUGGAGCUUUGGCACCCCGCGUUCCAUGUUCCAAGUCGCCCUUGGACCGAACCACUGACACGGACCCAACACAAGCUCCAAGAGCACAACGAGCAGUUCUCACUCGCCCUGUCCAACGGCGUCUACCUCCAGUUUGGAUCUCGUCCUGGGCGGCUCACACAACUACUUGGCGGCGAUAGCACCGACUGGACCGAUCGAGAUGUGGUCACUGCCUUGCUCAAGGCUGCCAUCGUGCAGAAUCGUACCAGCGAUCGCCAAUUUACUAUCCUUGGCAGACUUGAGCGAUUCUGGGCGACCUACCCGUUUGAACGGUUGGUGGAUCUGGUGAUGAUGAUUGCCGCGGAGCUCAAGGAGACGUCCCGCGUCGUCCGCAUCGGAACCUCUUUCUCCAUACUGAAAGACUGA
Diaporthe citri is the source of this 843-nucleotide messenger RNA. RefSeq lists its product as uncharacterized. Lineage: Eukaryota; Fungi; Ascomycota; Sordariomycetes; Diaporthales; Diaporthaceae. The coding region runs from base 1 to 843 and encodes 280 amino acids. The record is from RefSeq and is a predicted model, not a curated record. The transcript has 3 exons.